AGCUUCAAACCCUGGCUCGAGGGCCCCUCUGGGCGUGCCCAGCGGCCGCCGCCGGCGGCCGCGGCUCGGCCGCCCCCGAGCCGCGUGUGCCCUCGGGGAGCGGCGCGGGCGGCGGCGGGGUUGGCGGCAGCCCGCGGCCCCGCCGCUCCGCGCGCCAGGACCUCGGAUGGUUACCUCGUCCCUCUGGGCGUGCAACGACGCUUCGACACCAGGGUCUCCUGGUGACCAGUGCGCACCGAGACAUGGGAUGAUGUUCCAGCCGGCGCACAAGUCUUCGUCCAGCAGAGACCAUGCUCAAAAUCGGUCUUGCGACCGCGACAGGCUGGAGAAGAAGGGUCGCAGGCGAGUCACCUUCUGCAACCAGGAGGAUGAGGUAGUGUAUUACGCGACGCCGACGGACUUCGACCGCAGAGAGGAUCGGGUCCGCGAGAACAUGGCCCUCCUUAAAUCAAACCACGAGAGCGUCAUGCGAGUGUUCGGGAGCCUCUACGACCUGUUCGCGAGCCUCGAGGUGGACGAGGGCGCCUGCCUGCUCUCCCCGCAGGUCCUCGACGCGGAGACGCAGGCCAAGAUCAACAUGGAGAGGCUCGCGGCGCGCCACCGGCGGGUCGUGGGCCUGCUUCGCGAGCUCCUGCCCUGCAAGUGAAACUCUGCGGGGCGCGGCGUGGUGCCGGGGGGCGGCGGCUGCGCGAGAGCUGCGAGGAGCGUCCUUCGGGAGCGGGCAGCUGAGGAGUUGAAGGAGAAGGAGCUUGAGUUGGAGACGGAGGACGAUUUGUGGAGCGGCGCGGUCGCUCCGAAGCGUCUCGUGGGCACGUGGGACGCUGGCGUUUGCUGGCCGCCACGCGAGGCGCUGGCCGGGCGGGGUAGAAUUUGAAUGGCCGUGGGGCAUGCGGAGUCCAUGCCAUUGUUGUUAUGUGUCUCACCGUCCUCUGCGCCUCCUCUUCUUCUCGUCGUCCUCUACUGGUCCUCGCCAUCCUCCGUCUCCUCUCCUGCCCUCUUCUGGCCCUCCUGCGCCCGCCCCGUCUUCUUGCCGUUUCCUCCUGUGCAUGGAUCAGUGCUCAUCUUCCAACUGCAGCCCGAGCGCGUGCCGGGCUUCCGCCCUGUACAUAGCGAGCUUUGAGUGGUGUGGGCACUCCUCACUGUCAGAGACGAAUUCUCCCCGCGCACGCCCCGUGCCCACAGUCGGCCCGCACAGUAAGGAUGGGCAGCCUCCCCAGGGGCACCCCUGCAUCCUUGCCCCUUCGGCCUAUCCCUGUUGACUUCCCGGUGGCCAGCCUUGCAGGGCCCUUGCAUCCUUAUCGCGCAUCCUCAUGAUACGGGUUGACUGUAGAAGUCUUGUGUUAUUUUCGCGCGGCGAUACUGGUUCGUCGCCCAUGCACCGCCUUUGAGUAGCUCUUGCGCACGGCGAGUAAAUCAGCCGUGGGCUUGCCAGCUGUGUGCUGGGCUACUGGCCAGCCAAUUUAUGUGCGCGGGGAUACGAAUGCUGUCUAGGCGACUUACCAGUUUUGGCCGUUGUCAUGCUUACCUAUUGCGAAGUCUUCUGUGCCAGUAAACAAUGAUGACAUCCGUUGUCGUUUCACCAUCUUUGCCUUAUCCCUGUCAUGACCAGCAUCGUACACGGGCAUCGCUGGUACGCGUCAAGCACAAGCGUAACGUCGUCAUGCUUUUCACUGUGGUCACCUCGUGCCCUCGGGCAUGUUCUGCAUUCACACGACAGUGUGUAUAAUCUUGAACUUUGUCAGGGUGUUGUUCAAUCUCUUCGCUCAUUCCGCC
Molecule: messenger RNA, 1773 nt
Organism: Prorocentrum cordatum
Lineage: Eukaryota; Dinophyceae; Prorocentrales; Prorocentraceae
Source: the annotation of a GenBank genome assembly